Messenger RNA from Gamsiella multidivaricata, 435 nucleotides. RefSeq lists its product as uncharacterized. The transcript has 2 exons. The record is from RefSeq and is a predicted model, not a curated record. NCBI's taxonomy places the organism in Eukaryota, Fungi, Mortierellomycota, Mortierellomycetes, Mortierellales, Mortierellaceae. Bases 1 to 435 code for a protein of 144 amino acids.
AUGCACUACUGGGACAACAGACUCAAGGCCAAGGGCGGUAGAUUUGACUCAGCGUUAACGACACUCGAAUCGUUUAAGCCAAUGCUCGGGGCCAAGGACGCCGUGAUACAAAGAGUGAAGGGAUACCUCGAAAAUGCGACCACGACUCGAUUUCUGAUUGAAGUUGGUAAGGCGCUGGAGAAUCUGAUCAGAUGCCUCCGAACAUUUGUAUCUGUGUUGAAGAAAAGGAGGCGACCUAUGGUCAUUAUUGGUGAUGGUGACUUCAAAAACAAGAUAUCUUUUGCAGAUAUCCCUAGAGACUCCAACCUCCGGGCCGCUCGAUCAUCUGUCCUGACCGGUCUCCAGCGCGAUCGGGAGCGCAACGCUGACCAGAACAAGACUUCAACGCCCGGUACGCUGAAUUGGCAACCUGUCAAGGAGCAAAAAGCUCAUUAA